Messenger RNA from Gekko japonicus, 457 nucleotides. RefSeq names its product mitochondrial ribosomal protein L55 (gene MRPL55). Gene Ontology annotation, cellular component: mitochondrial large ribosomal subunit. The transcript has 3 exons. The annotation marks the transcript as partial. NCBI's taxonomy places the organism in Eukaryota, Metazoa, Chordata, Lepidosauria, Squamata, Gekkonidae. Gene Ontology annotation, biological process: translation. The record is from RefSeq and is a predicted model, not a curated record. Gene Ontology annotation, molecular function: structural constituent of ribosome.
GCUGUAGGGGGCAGCUUCAGCUCUCGGGUCAUGACCCCUGAAGAUCUCUGUGGCUUCCCCCUGUCCUAGAGGAUCCAGAAGCGCGCCACGGAUUAACUCGCAUUUGCUGCCCUUCAGGGGCUGCAUCCGAGCUCAGAAUAAUGAUCGUCGGCAGGACGUUAAGGCUCUUGCGGCUGGAAGCUCUCCUCCGGAUCCUGGCCCCGCCUUGUGGCCUCCACACCUCUGCCAACCAGCCGAACUCCAAUCGCACCUCCAUCGCUUACACCCCAAGGCAGAAAUUCUCCAGGGCCUACCCAGUCCUGUUGGUCAGACCUGACGGCUCGACCAUCCACAUCCGCUACAAGGCGCCAAGGCGGAUUCUUAUGGUGAGAGUCAGUGUUCUCUCUAAGCUAAAUUAGCAGGAGAAAAGAGCCAGAGUACAGCAGCGUCUUAAAAGACACAAAAAAAUUGUGGAAGG